AUGGUGGUGAUCAGCGAAGAAAGCGACCCUUAUGCAGAAGAAGGAACAGAAACAGAAAUAGAAAGUGUGGACUAUGAGGAGCUGAAGAAACGCAUGUGGAAGGACAAGAUCCUUCUACAAAAAUUCAAGGAAAAAGAAGACAACAACACUGAGCCUGAGCAACAAGCGAAACAAGAGGCAUCUAGAAGGAAAAAGAUGGCAAGAGCACAAGACUCAGUUCUCAAGUACAUGGCAAAAAUCAUGGAUGUUUGCAAAGCUAAAGGUUUCGUCUACGGAAUCAUCCCAGAAAAAGGUAAACCAGUAUCAGGUUCCUCGGAUAGUUUACGCGAAUGGUGGAAAGAUCAAAUCCGUUUUGAUCAAAGCGCGCCUCUCGCGGUCGCGAAAUACUUACCACUUCUUGGAAAAGCCGAACAGUUUAAUACUAUGAUGGAUGAUUCGAACACUUACAUACACCUCCUUCAAGAUUUACAAGAUUCAACUCUUGGGUCGGAAAUUUGGUGGGGCGAACAAGGUUUAUUGGCUCAGGAACAAGGUCCGCCACCUUAUAAAAAGCCGCAUGAUCUUAAAAAAGCAUGGAAAGUUUCUGUUUUAGCUGGUGUUAUAAAACAUAUGUCACCUGAUUUGGAGAAACUAAGGAGGUUGGUUACUCAGUCUAAGACAUUGCAAGAUAAGAUGACAGCAAGAGAUAGUGCUACUUGGUGUAAGGUUAUGAACCAAGAAGAAGCUUUGCUUGGUGUGACUAAUAAGUGUUUUAAAAUGUCGAUUUCGGAGGAAGGUGAAAGCUCGGGUGGUAGUAGUAGCAGUAGCAGAAGUGAGAAAAGGAAGUGUGUGUUUGAUGUUGGUGGCGAUGAUGCGGAGUUUCCACAGAAUAAAUUACCACUGAGUUUUGCAAACUUGCUUGAUUGUGAAGCAAGAAUUGAAAAUAAUGAUGAAUGGUUGAAGAUGGGAGAUACUGAAGGUGGCAGAUUUGGAUGGGAUGUAGAACAUUGGUUGAAUGAGGUGGAUGAUCAUGAAUUGGAAGCUGCACUUCAAAUGGUGAAAGGUAAUCACAACAUGGAUUUUAUUCCUCAAAAUCCAGCACAUAAUUUACAUGGCCAAGAGGAAGGAGAAAACUCUAUUUGGGACUUUAAAUAUCAAUACCAUCCAGAAUAA
Messenger RNA from Vicia faba (fava bean), 1152 nucleotides. The record is from the annotation of a GenBank genome assembly. NCBI's taxonomy places the organism in Eukaryota, Viridiplantae, Streptophyta, Magnoliopsida, Fabales, Fabaceae.